UUGACGUUAUAAACAACCCACCAAUAAUAGUGAAGGUUGGUUAGUUGGUUUACCAAAUUUUAAAGAUUUUUUCUAACUCCUUUAUCAGUUGCAAGAGAUUUUCUUAAGUUAUUAUUAUUAGAAUAGAAAAGUGCAUGUAAAUUAGGGACAAUGAGUGACCAAGAGCAGUCCCCUGUUGAAUCGACCCAAUCCAAUCAAUUAACUCCCCAAGAAUUAGAGAAACAAGAGGAGGCUAAACUUAAAGCCAAAUUCAACAUUCCUUCAGGUGGAGGACCAGGUUUAAAAGCAAGUGGGCACUCUGCUUUUUUACAAAAGCGGCUGUCAAAGGGACAGAAAUUUUUUGAUUCUGGAGAUUAUCAAAUGGCUAAACAAAAGUUUGGCAAUAUUUCUAACAAAGCAGGACUCCAGUUGCCAGGCCCUAUACCAUUUGUAGGCACAGGUGAUGCCAUCCCCACUCCUGAAACAGUUCCUAUAAGAAAAACUUCCAUAGUUCAACCUUCAAAAUUUAAUAAUAUUAGUUAGAAUAGACUGAUGCUUUAUAUCUGUAGAACUUAAGGGUGGCUAUGUAUUAUAAGAAUAAUUUUGUUGUCCCAAUGAAGUCAUUUUGUACAAUUAAACUAAAAUGUACUGUUUUAUUUGUAAUACUAAAUUAUUUGUUAAUAUUCAAAUUUUAGAUAAUAGCUGGAACUGCUUUGUUAUCUUUGAUACAUUAAUCUUACAUAUAUUCAUAAAAUAUAUUACAUAAAUUUGUUUUUAUAAAUUUUGUGACUGAUUUUACAAAUGUUUUGUUUUUUCAGAAAAAUGUAUUCUCCUGUGACAUUAUAUUUUGGUAGUUCAUUACGUUUUAUGAUAAUUUAAAAGAUAGCUUGGUUUUAGCUGUUAUUUAAAAAUUUGAAUUCUACAAUAAUUAAUGAAGAAAGUGAUUCGAAAGAAUAAGAUGAUAAAAG
Molecule: messenger RNA, 947 nt
Organism: Diabrotica balteata
Lineage: Eukaryota; Metazoa; Arthropoda; Insecta; Coleoptera; Chrysomelidae
Source: the annotation of a GenBank genome assembly